GCAGCGAGUGCAAUAUGAUGGGUCCGCGACGGCGGCGAUAAACGCGGCCGCCCGUUGGUGCAUCGUGCAGGUGCACUCACCUGUCGGAGCAGCCAAGCAGCGCUUACUUACAUUCCCCGCCAGGAGUUUUUUUGGAUCGCAAAGGCUACGACGGUCGUACCUCAGUCGAUUUGUGGCCACUUGCAUGCACGGUCACGACGCGCUCCACGGACAGACACCACACCACGGUGACGUACCAGUGAUGUAACAUUGACCACCGGCCGACACCGCUGCUGCUGGUACCGCUCGGAAGGAUCGCAAACAUAGCCAUUGUUGAUGGUCCAUAGCAUGUAAGUGUUGGCUGCAGAGGGCCUCGGCCCAGCCAGUAUCCAGAGAAGCUCCCAUCGCAAUGAAUGCUGCACUUAUCGUCAAACUUCAAUUGCUGCUCGUGUUCCAUCUACUAUUGAAAUUCCAAUUCACAGUCGGAACCUGCUGGCUCGCCAUGCUACGAAACGGACGCUGUACAGAAAUUCUGUAUGAGAAGAGCAGCAGAGAAACUUGUUGUGCCAACCACCGUGUUCACACAGCAUGGUCUGCCGAAGAACUAGAUCCUAGCACUUUCUUUUUCUGGCGAGUUUUGGGUGACGGCGUUCGAUGUUCACCGUGCAAAGUUUCCUGUAAAGACGUCGACUGCGGCGUCGACCGAACCUGCGUCGUCAAAAAAGGCCGUCCGAAAUGCGUGUGUUCGUCAAAAUGCAAAGAGGGCAAAAUCCGGUCCAAACGAGGGCCGAUCUGUGGGACAGAUGGCCGAAGUUACCGGAAUAUUUGUAGACUGAAGAAGAGAGCUUGUCGUCACAGGUCCGCCCUGUCCAUCGCCUACAGCGGCACUUGUCAAACUUCCUGUGAUAAAAUCAAAUGUCCAUCCGGCAUGCAUUGCCUUCUAGACCAAAAUCUAAGUCCGCAUUGCGUCAAUUGCACGAAGAAGUGUUCCGAUAGCCCAAAACGGAGGGAAGUCUGCGGGUCGGAUGGACUCACUUAUCCUAGCGCUUGCCACUUGCGGGAGAAGACGUGUCGGAGGGGCAAAGCCAUCCCUAUUGCCUACAAAGGACCUUGCCGAGAAGGUGCAACAUGCAGCAUAGUCAGGUGCCAAGACCGACAAUCCUGUUUAACAGACCUGUCAACGGGGAUGCCCCGAUGCGUGAGCUGUACUUCCACCUGCCGUCCAAGACAUAUGCACGGUCCCAUCUGUGGCACCAACAACAGCACUUACCAUACCUGGUGCGACAUGAUGCUCGAUUCCUGCGCCAAAGGCUACAUCAUCGAUACCAAGCAUCCCGGAAAAUGCACUACAAACAUUUGAUCUUCAGUAAACGUUAGACUUAGAGAAAACUAAAACCAAAGAAUAGCAGCGAUAUGGACUAUAUUCAUAAGGAAUUCCAUUGCAUUACAGAAUACAAAUAAAUUCUAGUUAAAAGUAGAGAUUUUAAUAAUUCCAAAGUAGAUUAAUCUGAGAGGUUAUUCGUGUCGUAGUAUUCAAGUGAGGUAGUUUGUAACACUCAGAUAAGUAAUUCAAGUGUUCUAAUUUCUUAAUUUAAUACUUAAGGUAAAGUUAGCGGCUGAGGGUCUUGCCAAGCGCUCGGGCCCCGUCUAUGUAAUAAUUCACAGUAAUAACCAGUAUUGAAUUUUUUAGUAAAGUAGAUGCAACAAACGCGUUCACUAAGUGUUGUUGUAUGGUAUAUUUACUUGAAAUUCGUGUAUUUUGUUGACAAAUUCUAGUCGGAACUAACAGACUUGUUGGAUAGCGCCGGUUUUUAAAUGUAAACAAAUUAAAUCUAAUUUAUUGUACUAUAUCGAAAUAAUAACCGUUUGAUUUGCAUUUAAAACCUUUUACAGCUGGUUCUCAGACAACAAAUAACAUUAACUUAACCGACGUGAUCUUUAUACAGAAAACGUGUUCGGAUAAAUAAAUGGGGAAUUAAGUAAAUUGUCAACAUUUCAAGUUUUGCAUGGUUGCUGAAAAAUUAUCAUAAAGUUUUCCAUGGAUGCACAGGAAUGCAUAACGUGACUCUUAACCCAAAAAUGCCAUCUGACGAAAUUUAUCUCGUCUAGAUAACUGAAUGCUUUCCGUUUUAUUGCACUUUCGAGCGCAAAAAUGCAAACCGAGAUUAUGCCACACCGUUAUUCUUAUGUCAUUUAAUAGCUCAUUAUUUUUACGUGCCAACAGUUUUAGGUUUAUGUUUCUUCCUGAUUGGUCGUAAAAUCAGACAAAAUGAAUCUGCUUCGCGGUUUCGUUUUUCCCUUCUUAUCACUAACACACUACAUGUAUUACCUUACGUUUUAACGAUCGACUCCCCCGUAUUAUUUAUCUGAUUCGACGUCCAACGUAUCCCAAAACCGUGUUGCAUUUUUUCUAAUCUGCACUAUUCAUGGCUGAUACCAAAAAAAUUUGAUUGUCUGAAAACACAAUUUAUUUUUCUAUUGUUUUAAAUUAUAAUUAUAAUUCAAGUACUUAAUGAAUUAUAACUAUUGUGUUUGUAAUGUAAAAUAGUUUGUAUUGUUUUGUUAAUUGAUUCUUUACGUACUUGUUGUAUCUUUUGUACAGUAUUUUAUUAUAUUAAAGUAUUUUUGUAUUGUUAUUUUUAAGAAAUUAUGGUGACUUAUGUAAAACAAGAUGUAUUA
Zophobas morio is the source of this 2658-nucleotide messenger RNA. RefSeq names its product follistatin (gene Fs). The record is from RefSeq and is a predicted model, not a curated record. Gene Ontology annotation, molecular function: extracellular matrix binding; collagen binding; calcium ion binding. Lineage: Eukaryota; Metazoa; Arthropoda; Insecta; Coleoptera; Tenebrionidae. Gene Ontology annotation, biological process: anatomical structure development. The coding region runs from base 389 to 1339 and encodes 316 amino acids. The transcript is spliced from 7 exons.